AUGCCCCAAGUUAGCAGUUCUGACAUGGAGCAAGGAGCUUCUUCGAUGCUCGAUAAUCCGCAUGCAUCAGCGUCGACUGCGGGACUAGUCAACAGCCCUAGUAUUCACAUCCGCCAUUUGUACGUAUACAACUUUAGCCCGGAACCAAGUCCGUUGCAGAAGUCUGCGUUCCAGUUUCGUUCCCCAGCUGCGAGUAGCGGACCAUUUUGCCGGAUCUGUCAUGAGGGAGAUGCUAAGGAGGAUUUGAUCUCGCCCUGUAGAUGUACCGGAUCUCUUGGUCUUGUUCAUUUAACUUGCAUGGAAAGAUGGCUGAGUACAAGAUGCAAUACGAGUGACAAAUGUGAGAUUUGCAACUAUAACUUUGCUACUAUUCGUUCACCCAAGUCUCUCGUUGAAUGGCUUCGCAGCGAUGAGCAGCAGCAUCGACAAUGUAUAGCUGGAGACGUUACGUGCUUCGUUCUUUUGACUGUAUUGGCCUCAGUAGGUAGUUUCCUGUGCGUGGAGGGCGCAAAACGACAGAUCAUUUUCGGCAACAGCUUGGAAGCGGGAUGUCUUAUGGCCCUGGCUACUUUCUUCGUCACCAUUUACUGUAUCUGGAAUGGGUUCACUUUCAGAUAUCACUUGAGAAAUUUUUACAAAUGGCGAUCUCAGAAUCAAAAUGUGAAGAUAAUAAGAGUCCAAAAAGUCUCGACUACGAACGAUCAAGGUUCAUCAGAGAGCGUCACCAUUCCAGUGUUCGAGCCCAAUGCAGCCCAGGAUUCAACAAGUGUCUCAGUUGACUCCCAAUACCCUGAUCUUCAUCCCGGUCUUUCUGGAAGAAGAAUGUUUUGA
Messenger RNA from Uloborus diversus, 831 nucleotides. RefSeq names its product E3 ubiquitin-protein ligase MARCHF3-like. Gene Ontology annotation, biological process: protein ubiquitination. Gene Ontology annotation, molecular function: ubiquitin-protein transferase activity; zinc ion binding. The coding region runs from base 1 to 831 and encodes 276 amino acids. Lineage: Eukaryota; Metazoa; Arthropoda; Arachnida; Araneae; Uloboridae. The record is from RefSeq and is a predicted model, not a curated record. The transcript has 4 exons.